UGUGACUUCAGUAAAACUACCCGUUUGGUAGCAUAGCCUUGAGCAGACAGCAGCAGAGUCAGCUGUUUGGCCACAGUCCAGAAAACUUGCUUCAAAGAUUAUCAUCCGUAAAGGUUGAACGUUUGUGAAGCUGUUUCUCUUUAUGACCCUCGACAGAAACGACAAUGAAUAGAAUCUGCGUGGUAUGAGCAACCCUAUGGGCGUCAUGAGGAAGAAAGUGACAGACGACAGAGAGCGGCGGAGUCUCAUCAGAGCGCGGUCUGAAUCGAGCACCAAUAACCCUGGCGUUACCGUCACCUCUGCCGCCGGCGAACCGGAGCUGGCCACCGACCAGGAUGUCACACCGGUAUUCGUGUACGUCUUGGCGUUUUUUUCUGCCCUGGGUGGCUUCCUUUUUGGCUAUGACACCGGGGUGGUCUCUGGGGCUAUGCUUCUCCUGAAAAAAGAAAUGCAUUUGACCACUCUAUGGCAGGAGUUGUUGGUCUCCAGUACUGUGGGUGCAGCGGCGCUCUCUGCCCUGGCUGGCGGGACUCUGAAUGGGCUCUACGGGCGCAGGAUCUGCAUACUAAUGGCCAGCUUCAUUUUUACUGCUGGAGGAGUUGUGUUAGGUGCUGCUCCAAACAAGGAGGUUCUUCUUGUUGGAAGGAUUACAGUUGGCUUGGGAAUAGGGAUUGCCUCCAUGACGGUUCCUGUUUACCUUGCGGAGGUCUCCCCACCACACCUGAGGGGUCAGCUGGUCACCAUUUACACCCUCUUCAUCACAGCCGGACAGUUUAUUGCCAGUGUUGUGGACGGGGCCUUUACUUACCUGCACCACAACGGCUGGAGGUACAUGUUGGGUCUGUCCAUUGUCCCUGCGGUGCUCCAGUUCUCUGGUUUCCUUUUUCUGCCAGAGAGUCCCCGUUGGCUCCUUCAGAAGGGCCUUACCCAGCAGGCCAGGCAGGUGCUCAGCAGGAUCCGUGGGGGUCAGAACAUUGAAAAGGAGUAUGACAGCAUGAGGACCAACAUCGAGGAUGAGGAGAAGGAUGCAGGUGGCCUAGUAUUGUGGCGUAUGCUGACUCGCCCUCCCACACGCAGAGCCCUGACCGUAGGCUGCGGCCUGCAGAUGUUCCAACAGCUCUCUGGGAUCAACACUGUCAUGUACUACAGCGCCACCAUCCUACAGAUGGCGGGGGUGAGGGACGACAAGCAGGCCAUCUGGUUGGCUUCCGCCACCGCCGCCACCAACUUCCUGUUCACCCUGGUGGGGGUGUGGCUUGUGGAAAGAGUCGGACGCAGGAAGCUUACGCUGGGAAGCUUAAUAGGUACUGCUUUGAGUCUGACGGUCUUGGCUAUAGGGUUCCUGUUAUCAGCCCAGCACUCCCCUGCAGUCACUCUCCACCCCACUGACACCUCUCUCAACUCCACCUCCUGCACACUAUAUGGAUCCUGUGAGCCCUGCAUGUUGGAUCCUGGCUGUGGGUUCUGUUACCGUGAGAACGGUUCCACUGUAUACGACUCUUCCUGCAUACCUGUCAACCAAACAUCGACCGAUGAAGCCGCCUGGGGCAGGUGUUCCAAUCUGAGCCAGGUCAGUGAUGGGUCUCUCUGGGCCUAUAACUACUGCCCCACUUCCUACUCCUGGAUAGUGCUGCUUGGGCUCAUCCUCUACCUGGCUUUCUUUGCUCCAGGUAUGGGGCCCAUGCCGUGGACAGUGAACAGUGAGAUUUACCCUCUGUGGGCCAGGAGCACUGGGAACGCCUGUUCAGCCGGAGUCAACUGGAUCUGUAACGUCCUGGUGUCACUCACCUUCCUCCACGUCGCUGAGUACCUCACCUACUAUGGUGCGUUCUUCCUCUACUCAGGCCUGACUGUGCUGGGGCUGCUGUUUGUGCUGGGCUGUCUGCCAGAGACCCAGGGCCGCAGGCUGGAGGAGAUGGAGGCCCUGUUCUCCGGAAACCUCUGCUCCUGCAGUGCGUCUGACGGGGAUGGGGACAGAUCCAGAAACAUCCUGUACAACAGGGUAAAAGGGAGCGAUAUCCUCUCAGACAAUGAUGCCUCGGACAUGGAGUAGACGUGGCACGUCAAGGAACCUCUCUCUCUCUCACACCUUCAUGUCCUUUGGUUGGUGGACUUACAGGCAGUGGUGUUAAACUCACUUGAUGACUGGGCCUUUAGCAUAUAGCAGCUCUCCUAACUGGCUGGUGGACGAGACUUCAACUCUCCUAACUGGCUGGUGGACGAGACUUCAACUCUCAUAACUGGCUGGUGGACGAGACUUCAACUAUCCUAACAACAUAGCAUUUGAUUUACUGUAGCUGUGGAUGUCUAUGGUGGAGUUGAAAUACUUAAUUUCGUGUAUUGGUAACUAAAAUUGAUGUUUUGUAAUUUUCUAGCCCCAUAGAGAGUUCAGCCAAGUGCACUAUGGAGUUAAAGCGUAGCAUAUAUAUAUAUAUAUAUAUAUAUAUAUAUAUAUAUAUAUAUAUAUAUAUAUAUAUAUAUAUCAGUGAGUAUAUCAAAGCAGUAAACACCACUGGAAUAUAAUAUUACUAUUAUAAUAGUAUAGUAGUGUAUUCAUUUCCAAUGCUUAUAAAGUCCCACAAAUGUGUAGUAAUAUUGCAUUUGUUUCUGUCCUUGGAUUUUGUCAUUUCUUUAGCUCCAGUAGUAGUAAGGUGGUGCUAUCUGGAGAUGUGUGGCUUCUCAGCCAGGACCAAUGUUUUUUAAUUUUUUAUUGGCACACUAGCCUUAAUUUGUUUGAAUAUUUUGAUGGCAUUACAAUAUUUAUUAAUCCUUUGCUACAGAUUGCACAUUGAUAAACCUAAUGAAAUUAACCUUUCCUUUCAGAAGUUUUGGGCUUCUUUUUUUGCCUUGCAUUCAAAUCAAUCAAAAGCGCACAUGAUUAAAUGCAGUCCUGUGGUGUUCCACGUGCUUAUUUUGGUGGAUUAUCAUGUCUGCUUGUUUUGGUGGA
Salvelinus namaycush (lake trout) is the source of this 2947-nucleotide messenger RNA. RefSeq names its product proton myo-inositol cotransporter-like. NCBI's taxonomy places the organism in Eukaryota, Metazoa, Chordata, Actinopteri, Salmoniformes, Salmonidae. Gene Ontology annotation, molecular function: myo-inositol:proton symporter activity. Gene Ontology annotation, cellular component: membrane. Gene Ontology annotation, biological process: transmembrane transport. The coding region runs from base 185 to 2053 and encodes 622 amino acids. The record is from RefSeq and is a predicted model, not a curated record. The transcript is spliced from 11 exons.